AUGUUUGUUCGCAGCGUUUGGGUCAGAGAUGUGAAGAACAUGAAAUGGUCAGGAGGCGGAGCAGAUCAUUGUGACUUUGCAUACUUGGCUCUCUACUCAGAUGCGAGUGUUGUGUUGUUGGAAGGUCGGGACAAGGCAGGUGACGAUGGCGAUGGUGGUCAUGGUGGCGAUGAUGUCGUGUCGCGAGCGUUGUUGCUCGCAUGGCCUGUUUUGGAAAUCGCUCUUUCCACUCUGAGCAAUGCGGUGCGGGGCUAG
Plenodomus lingam JN3 is the source of this 255-nucleotide messenger RNA. RefSeq lists its product as uncharacterized. The record is from RefSeq and is a predicted model, not a curated record. NCBI's taxonomy places the organism in Eukaryota, Fungi, Ascomycota, Dothideomycetes, Pleosporales, Leptosphaeriaceae.